AUGGACAUUGAAACGGGUCUUUCGGAAGAAAGGGCUCAUCGAACAAGAUCUCGGCUGCUCGCUUCGAGGAGCUGGACAUCGUGUGCCAGAUGGCUUCCCGCAGCGGGGCGGCGGAUACCAGACAAGACGAGGAAGAUUGAAGACUACCCUCGGGGCUACCCCCAGUUCUCCGCUCUGGUCGCCGCCAGCGACGGCUUUUACAUCUGUCGCCGAUUUUCCCACAUCCGGGCCCGCCUCCUCCUGCUCAAGCAGGACAGGCUCUCUCAGCUGGAGAAGCAGCUCGAGCAGGUCGACGACGAAGAGCCGUCGCCGCUGUUCCUUGGGAAAAGUAGGCUGGACGCGAACGAACAACGCCGGACCGUGCUGGCGGAGUUGGAGACGGCCUUGGCUGACUAUGACUCUUUCGUCGAGCGAACGUCGCGGUUUUUGCAGCUCAAGCCCGCCAGUCCCGGGGACGUCACGAGUCUGAAGAAUUGGGUCGACGGCACGGCUUCGCUGGCCAGGGAGGAGACCGAGUACCUGAACCGCCCGAGGGAUUUGGUCAACCUGGCCUCCUUGGGAGACAGUGCCAUGGCGAAGUUGGAGGCUUGGGUGGAGACCAAGAUGAUCCGAUUCUACCCUGGCUUUCGCAAGUUGCCGUUGCACGAGAUCUCGAGGGAUCCGAACGUAUACAUCUACUCCGGCAGCCUCGUCACACACGUCUCCAAAGCGGUCUUGUUGUUCCUGGUGGUCGCCCUGCUGUUGACGCCCGUGUUGCUGUGCAGUGCCGUGGAGAGCAUGGCGCUCCGGAUCGCGUUCACGGUCGUCGCCAACAUCUUGACCCUGUCAAUCCUGACCAAUUUGGCAAAUUCCAGGACGUUUGAGCUUUUUGUCGCCGGGUCAACGUAUUGCACACUGCUUGUCGUCUUCUUGUCUGGAUCAGGGCCAAAGCAAAACUGA
Cladophialophora immunda is the source of this 939-nucleotide messenger RNA. RefSeq lists its product as uncharacterized. Bases 1 to 939 code for a protein of 312 amino acids. The transcript has 5 exons. The record is from RefSeq and is a predicted model, not a curated record. Lineage: Eukaryota; Fungi; Ascomycota; Eurotiomycetes; Chaetothyriales; Herpotrichiellaceae.